Messenger RNA from Pistacia vera, 3681 nucleotides. Its product is annotated as protein virilizer homolog. Gene Ontology annotation, molecular function: RNA binding. The record is from RefSeq and is a predicted model, not a curated record. Gene Ontology annotation, cellular component: RNA N6-methyladenosine methyltransferase complex. The transcript has 23 exons. Bases 229 to 3681 code for a protein of 1150 amino acids. Lineage: Eukaryota; Viridiplantae; Streptophyta; Magnoliopsida; Sapindales; Anacardiaceae.
UCAGCUGAACAAUUUGCAGAGUGCAACUUUUUUGAGACUGAGGCUGAUGUAGCUUCCUCCAAACAGUUGGUGGACAUGUUAAGCCAGUAAUUUGACUUUAAUGGGAGCACCUUAACUGUUGGACAUCACACAAUUUCACAGAGUAGUAGUGUCAUUCUGGGACUUAGUGUGGCUCUUUUGCUGUGCUCUGGUAGAGAAAGCUGCUUUCACUUUGUUAACAGCGGGGGAAUGGACCAGCUUGCAUAUGUUUUUAGUCAUGACAUGGUGAAUUCUACCACCAUUAGGUUGCUUCUACUUGGAGUUAUUGAGCAGGCUACACGGCAUUCAGUUGGUUGUGAAGGUUUUUUAGGGUGGUGGCCUCGAGAAGAUGAGAAUAUCCCAUCUGGCAUUAGUGAAGGUUACAGCAGAUUGUUGAAUUUAUUACUGCAGAAACCACGUCAUGAUGUGGCUUCUCUUGCAACUUUUGUCCUUCAUCGCUUACGAUUUUAUGAAGUAGCUUCACGUUACGAAAGUGCAGUUCUGUCCAUAUUGGGAGGCCUAUCCACUGACAGCAAGGUUACAGCUGAUACUUCAAACAUGCUUAUAAGUGCCAAGUCACAACUCAAAAAGCUAUUGAAACUGAUAAAUGCACGUGGUCCAAUUGAAGAUCCUUCUCCGGUGUCCUGUGCAAGUAGAUCAUUGGUUCUUGUUCAGACAGAAGGAUUGUUAUCAUACAAAGCAACCAGUAGCUUUAUUGCUUCAUCGAAUUGUUGCUUUUUAAAUUCAGAUAUUGACUGGCAUUUGCUGAGCCUUCUUAAGGAGAGGGGCUUUCUUCCCUUAUCAGCUGCACUGUUGUCAUCCUCAAUAUUGCGUUCAGAUGUGGGAGAUGCUAUGGAUAUAUAUUUGGAUAUUGCCUCCUCUAUUGGGGCCAUAAUUCUUUCGCUUCUUUUUUGUCGCUCAGGGUUAAUAUUUCUACUACAUCAUUCUGAACUUUCUGCUACAUUACUUCGUGCUCUGAGGGGGGUUGUUGAUAUUAGUAAGGAAGAGUGCGUUCCUCUUCGGUAUGCGUCUAUUUUGAUGUCAAAGGGUUUUGCUUGUGGUCCACAGGAAGUUGCAACGAUAGUAGAGAUGCAUCUGAGGGUGGCUAAUGCCAUAGAUCGUUUACUCACAUCAAAUCCACACUCGGAAGAAUUUUUAUGGGUGUUGUGGGAACUGUGUGGCCUGUCGAGGUCUGAUUGUGGACGCCAAGCUUUGCUGGUUCUGGGGUUUUUCCCUGAGGCUGUUUCAGUAUUGAUUGAAGCUUUACAUUCUGCCAAGGAAUUGGAGCCAGUAACUAAAAAUAGCGGAGCUUCACCUCUUAAUCUUGCCAUUUUGCACUCAGCUGCUGAGAUUUUUGAAGUCCUUGUUACUGAUUCAACUGCAUUUUCUCUGGGUUCUUGGAUCGGACAUGCUAGGGAACUUCACAAGGCUCUACAUUCUUCUUCUCCUGGGUCUAAUAAGAAAGAUGCACCCACACGUCUGUUGGAAUGGAUAGAUGCUGGUGUAGUUUAUCACAAAAAUGGGGUUAUUGGUCUCCUACGUUAUGCUGCUGUGUUAGCUUCUGGAGGAGAUGCUCACUUAACCUCAACCAGCAUUUUAGUAUCAGAUAUGAUGGAUGUUGAAAAUGGCACUGGAGAACCUUCCAGUGGUUCUGAUUUUAAUGUUAUGGAGAAUCUUGUUAAAAUUAUUACUGAAAAGUCUUUUGAUGGUGUAACCCUUCGAGACUGUUCAAUAGCACAGCUGACAACAGCACUUAGAAUUUUGGCUUUUAUUUCAGAAAACUCAACUGUUGCUGCUGCCCUCUAUGAUGAAGGUGCUCUAAUGGUGAUCUAUGCAAUUCUAGUUAACUGCAGGUUCAUGCUUGAGAGAUCUUCAAACAGUUAUGAUUAUCUUGUUGAUGAUGUUACAGAAUGUAAUUCUUCAUCUGAUUUACUAUUGGAACGUAAUCGUGAACAGAGUUUAGUUGAUCUUUUGGUUCCGUCUUUGGUAUUACUAAUUACCAUUCUGCAGAAAUUACAGCAAGGUAAUGAGCAGCAUAAAAAUACCAAACUAAUGAAUGCCCUUCUGCGUUUGCAUCGAGAAGUGAGCCCCAAGCUGGCUGCAUGUGCAGCAGACUUAUCCUCAUCUUAUCCUAAUUCAGCCCUUGGGUUUGGAGGAGUCUGUCAUCUUGUUGUGUCAGCACUUGCUUUUUGGCCAAUUUAUGGCUGGACUCCCGGCCUUUUUCACUCCCUUCUUGCCAGUGUUCAAACUACUUCAAUUCUGGCUUUGGGACCAAAGGAGACCUGUAGUUUGCUUUGUCUUCUGAAUGAUUUGUUUCCUGAAGAAGGUGUCUGGCAUUGGAGGAAUGGAAUGCCCUUGUUGAGUGCUCUUAAAACAAUAGCUAUUGGGUCGUUGUUGGGGCCUCAGAAAGAGAGACAGGUUGAUUGGUAUCUAGAGCCUGGACACCUUGAGAAGCUGCUUAGCCAAUUGAGACCUCAUCUUGACAAAAUUGCACAGAUAAUCCAUCAUUAUGCUAUUUCUGCAUUGAUAGUCAUACAAGACAUGCUUCGAGUUCUUAUAAUACGCAUUGCUUGCCUAAAACCUGAAAAUGCUUCUGUACUUCUACGGCCUAUAUUAUCAUGGAUUCGUAUUCGUGUUUUUGACUCAUCUUAUCCAUCAGAGAUGGAUGUAUACAAGGUUCACCGAUUUCUGGAUUUUCUUGCUUGCUUGUUGGAGCAUCCAUGUGCUAAGGCACUAUUGUUGAAGGAGGGUGUUCCUGAAAUUCUAAGAGAAGCGCUGGAGAAGUGUCUUGAUGCCUGUGAUGCAGAUGGAAAACUGAUUUUAGAUGACGUAAAUUCUGCCAAGUGUGGUUUUACUUUGACCGGUUGGUGCCUUCCUGUAUUCAAGUCUAUCUCACUACUUUGUAGUUCUCGAACACCUCUACAAUACUCUGGGAGACAUGAUUUGUACAAGUUUGAAGAUUUGAGUUCUGAAGAUUGUUUGUUAAUUGCUCCAUACAUCCUUAAGUUUUGUCAGGUACUACCAGUUGGAAAAGAAUUAGUCUUUUGUCUUACUGCUUUCAAGGAAUUAGUUUCUUGCAAUGGAGGUCAAAAGGCUUUGGUUUCUACUGUAUGUAAUACUCGCUCAACUCUUGAAGAACUUGAUUCAGGGGGAAGACAUGAAAGGAAUGGGAACCUUAGUCUUCUUAAUGAGUUUGAAUGGAGAAAGAAUCCUCCUUUAUUUUGUUGCUGGACAAAGUUGUUAGAAUCAAUUGAUUCAAAAGAUGGCUUGUCAACUUAUGCAAUCGAGGCUGUCAGUGCUCUGUCUUUAGGUUCUUUGCGCUUUUGCGUGGAUGGAAAAAGUUUGAACCUGGAUGCGGUUGUCGCAUUGAAAUAUCUUUUUGGGCUUGCUGAUGAUGAUAAGAGUGGGACUGAGGGCUUUUCAGAGGAGAACAUAAAUUACAUACAGAAAUUGGCUACUGUUUUGAAUUCAAAUAUCAAUGAUGAAUAUGACUUUUCAGCGAACCCUGAUAUACAGACCACUUUGUCUCAGCUCAACUAUGUCAAUGAACAGAUUGCAAAGAUUGAUCCUUGUCAGCUCAGUCCUUGGCCCUCAGAUGAUAUGGGGUUGGUUUUAAGUGCUGAUAUAUUUCAUGGAAUUUCCUAUGCUCUUUUGUCUUUGUGA